Messenger RNA from Pocillopora meandrina, 5825 nucleotides. Lineage: Eukaryota; Metazoa; Cnidaria; Anthozoa; Scleractinia; Pocilloporidae. The record is from the annotation of a GenBank genome assembly.
AUGAAGUAUUCUAUAUCCAUAUCAUUUGCAUUACUAGAUAUCGAUGAGUGCCUCAAUAGAAGCCAUGCUUGUGACGUGACUGCGAAUUGUACCAACACUGACGGCUCCCAUAUAUGCACCUGUAAGGUAGGAUACACUGGGGAUGGACACUCAUGCCAAGGUAUAAUCAUUACAUAAGACUUAGCAAAUAGCAGAUUGAAGUUUCCCACAAAUAAAAAAAAUAAUUCUUUCUUUAAAAACUCAGAAAUUUGAUGUUUGUCUCUGUCAAGUAACGUUUUGGCAAUUCAUUUUUGUUCUCAGAUGUCAAUGAGUGCAGCGAUGGCAACCAUGUUUGCCAUGUCAAUUCGAACUGUAACAACACAGAUGGUUCUCACAUUUGUACUUGCAAAGAAGGAUACACUGGAGAUGGACAGUCAUGUGAAGGUGAAUAAGAGUUGCCUACACUAUUUAAAACAAGCGCUUUGCAUAUAAACUAUCGCCCAUGGGAAUUAGCCCACAUUUUAAAGGCCUGUUUUCACGCACCACUCUCAUAUUUCUAUUAUGUUACCUCUUUUACAUCACUUAUGCUUCUAGAUAUCGAUGGAUGCAGCAAUGGAAGCCAUGAUUGUGACGUAAAUGCAAGUUGCACAAACACUAAUGGCUCCCAUAGCUGCACCUGUAAGGAAGGAUACUCUGGAAAAGGAGAGUCAUGCCAAGGUAAAAUUAGUUAGACUUUGAAAAAGUAGAAUAACUGUUCAUCAGAAAUAAUUGCCUUGUCAUCCGACAAACUGGUUAACAUUUGUUUUCCUUUAUUUAGUUACCCUUUGCAAAAAGAUUGCGUUCCCAGUGGAACGAUGAUAGCGAUGUAUGUGAUUCUAAAGCUAACUGUACAAACACUAAUAGUUCUCAUAACUGCAUCUGUAAGAAAGGAUACAUUAUAAAUGGACAGUCUUGCCAACGUAGACUAGAAAAGCAAUACUUAAUGUUGAGCAAAGCAGCUUUUCAUAAUAAGUAUUGCCUUCGUAACUGAGGUUAUGAUCAAGAAGCAACGUAAUGAUUUUCACGCCCCGACCUCAUACUUCUAUUGAGUUAUGGGUUUCAUCAUAUGCGUACAUUCACAUUUUUUCGAAGGUUCAAAAUAUAAUACACGGGGAUAUUUUACGAGUUGUUCGGUAUAUUUCCAAGCGCGGAAGGAAAGAAGAUAAUUAAGAGCAACGAACGAAAUUUCUUCCCGUAUUAUAUGAUAAACCAUCGAAUAAGGGAUUUAUCAUUUAACCAUUACCUGGAAUAUUUUUCUCGAAUUUACGGCCACGCUGGGAUAACCCCCCCCCCUACCCCACCCUUCUCUCCCUCACUUUUUUUAAAUAGAGUAGAUACAAGGAAAAUCUAUUUCUACUGCCACACUUUUUAUGUAACUUUUCAAGCUUCAACGACAGCGCAAUCAGUACGGCAGAAUAAUUCUAUUUUCCAUUUCACUUUUUCUAUUUUCAUGUGCUUGCAGAGAAUUUUUUAUGUAUUAUCUAUUAUUUUGAUUUUAUGUCCUAUUGGCAAAGUGACUUAAGAAGUGCCCCUCUCGAAUAAUCGAUAAAGCGCCCUCUUUUUAGCCGAAAUUUUUAAUAAGCGCUCAAGUGCUCUUUGAAAAUGUCUAUUAUUUCAAUUAUUAAAGUAGACACAAUAUCGCCCGAGGAACUAAAUAUGUAUCUUGCGAAGUUUAUUUGCUCUUUUCGACUUAAAGACAGAGAUGAUUAUGAACCCUUAGGCUUAACAUGCCUGGUUUCAAGUAUUGAGGGGUAUUUUGUUAUUUUUUGCCAGCUGUCAGUAUGAUGCAAUAUUUCUAUCGAGAAGGGAAAUUGAUAUGGCUUUUAUCUUUCAUGAUCGAUUUAUAACCCAUCGUCUGUUUGACAAUUAAAUGCUAUAAAAGAGGAAUUUACUCUCCUUAUGUACAUGUAUACUAUAUAAUAAACCUAAUACAUCACGUGUAGUCGGUCCGCACGGUAUAUAAACAAUCGUUGCUUUAUAUCAAAAAUCUUACUCGUUUGCUGCGUUCACUCCCUCGACUUCCGAUACUGCGAUCUCGUGCGUGAAUACCAUAAAGACAGACUUUGCACGAAUUAUUCUAUAUCUAUAUCAUUUGUACUACCAGAUAUCGAUGAGUGCCUCAAUAGAAGCCAUGCUUGUGACGUGACUGCGAAUUGUACCAACACUGACGGCUCCCACAAAUGCACCUGUAAGGAAGGAUUCACUGGGGACGGACACUCAUGCCAAGGUAUAAUCAUCACAUUAGACUUAGCAAAUAGGAGAAUGAAGUUUCCCACAAAUAAAAAAAAAGCUCUUUCUUUCAAAACAAAAAUUUGAUGAUUGUCUCUGUCAAGUAACGUUUUGGCAAUUCAUUUUUGUUCUCAGAUGUCAAUGAGUGUAGCGAUGGCAACCAUGUUUGCGAUGUCAAUUCGAACUGUAACAACACAAAUGGUUCUCACAUUUGUACUUGCACGGAAGGAUACGCUGGAGAUGGACAGUCAUGUCAAGGUGAAUAAGAGUAGCCUACACUAUUUAUAACAAGCAGCUUUAAACAUAAACUAUCGCCCAUGGAAAUUAACCCACAUUUUAGAGACCUGUUUUUACGCACCACUCAUAUUUCUAUUGCGUUCCCUCUUGUACAUCACUUAUGCUUCUAGAUAUCGACGAAUGCAGCAAUGGAAGCCAUGAUUGCGACGUAAAUGCGAAUUGUACCAACACUAAUGGCUCCUAUAGCUGCAUCUGUAGAAAAGGAUACACUGGAAAAGGAGAGUCAUGCCAAGGUAAAAUUAGAUGAGACUUAAAAAAAGCAGAAUAACUGUUCAUCACAAAUAAUUGCCUUGUUAUCCAAUAAACUGGCUUAGACUUUUUGUUCUCUAGUCAGUUGCCCUUUGCAAAUCCAUUGUGUUCACAGAUAUUGAUGAAUGCAACGAUGAUAGUCAUAUUUGUGAUGCUAAUACUAACUGUACUAACACUAAUGGUUCUCACAAUUGCAUCUGUAAGGAAAGAUACGUUAUAAAUGGACGGUCCUGCCAAUGAAGAUUAGAACAGCGAUACUUAAUUUUGAGCAUAGCAGCUUUCCAUAAUAUGUAAUGUCUUCGUAACUGGGCUCAUGAUCAAGAGCCUGCAACGUAAUGAGUUUCACGCCCCGACUUCCUAUCUAAAUUAAGUUACGGGUUUCAUCAUAUGCAUACAUUCACAUUUUACGAGGGUUUAAAAUAUAAUACACGCGGAUAUUUUACGAGUUGCUUAGUAUUUUUCCGAGCCCAGAAGGAAUGACGAUAAAUAAGAGCAAUGAGCAAGAUUUCUUCUCGUAUUAUAUGAUAAACCAUCGAAUAAGAGAUUUAACAUUUCACAAUGACCUGGAAUAUUUUUCUCAAAUAUGCGGCCACGCUCAGAUAACCACCCCCCCCAACUCCUCUCCUUCCUGACUUUUUAAAACAAUAUAGAUACAAGGAAAAUCUAUUUCUGCCGCCACACUUUUUCUGAUAACCUUUUUACCAACAACAGUCCAAUCAGUAGAGCAGAAUAAUUUUAUUUUCUAUUCCAGAUUUUUUUUCUUCAUGUGCUUGCAGAGUUCCUUUAUGUAUUAUAAUUUUUUCUUAUUUUUGUCCUAUUGCUGAGGUAACUUAAGAGGCGCCCCUCGCGACUAAUCGAUGAAGCUAUCCCCCCAGUUUUAGCCGAAAUUUUCAAUAAGCGCUCAAGUGCUCACUGAAAACUACUAUUAUUUCAAAUAUUGAAGUACACACAAUAUCGCCUGAGGAACAAAACAUGUAUCUUGCGGAGUUUAUUCACUCUUUUCAACUAAAAGACAGAGAAGAUUACGAACCUUCAGGCCAAACAUGCCUUGCUUUAAGUAUUUAGAGGUAUUUUGAUAUUUUUUGCCAGCUGUCAGUAUGUUGCAUUAUUGAUAUCGAGAAGGGAAAUUUAUAUGGUUUAUAUCUUUCAUGAUCGAUUUAUAAACCAUUGACUUAAGUCUGUUUAACAAAUUAUUGUCAUUAAAGAGGAAUUUACUCUCCUUAUGUACAUGUUAACUAGAUAAUAAGCGUAAUACACCAUGCAAAGUCUAUCCGUAUGGUAUGUAAACAAUUGUUGGUUUAUAUCACAAAUCUUACUCGGUUCCUGCGUUCACUCGCUCGAUUUCCGAUACUACGGGCUCGUGCGUAAAUACUAUACAGACAGACUUUCCCUCGAGUAUUCUAUAUCUAUAUCAUUUAUACUACUAGAUAUCAAUGAGUGCCUCAACAAAAGCCAUGCUUGUGAUGUGAGUGCAAAUUGUACCAACAAUGACGGCUCCUAUAACUGCACCUGUAAGGAAGGAUACACUGGGGACGGACAGUCAUGCCGGGGUACGUUAGAUUAGACUUAGUUAGCAUCAUACAAAGCUACUUUUAACAAUAUCCAGGGCCUGCUAAAAAAUUUUCAUACGUGGAAAGAUGAAAUGUGAUUUGCAACCUCAGACAUGGCAAGUGGAGUGAAAUCCACAAAUGAACAACAUUUACGUGAAGAAACGUUAUUCUCAUGGCCAUAUCCAGUCUUGCGAAUGCGAUCCAUCCAGUGGCUAUGUAUGUAUUAAUCUCCAUAUUGUGUAUUGUGUCGAUCAGAAUUGAACUGAGACAUGAGAAGCGGCUUCGUUCCCACGCUAAAAAACUGUAGUUAUGUAAGUAAACUAAGUUUGGUGGCAUGCAUUCAUGUAGAAAAGAAAAACUAAUGUUAAGCUUGGUUCUCGUAUAAAAGUUGCAAGAUGUUUGCUUCACGCUGUGCGAAAUGUUUGACAUAUAUAUACCUUUAUAAAAAUUCCGAGCUAAAAAAAUAUCGGUCUUUCUUUCUUGCUGAUUCUAAAAGUAUGAAGGGUGCAAGAUAUAACCCGGUUUUAACUUUUCUUUGCUGGUUACAAAUCUUUACCAUAUCUCUCGACUGACGAAGUUCUCUUUUAGACAUUGACGAGUGCAGUGAGGUUUAUGACGUCAAAAUGAACGACUGCCAUCCUAAUGCCUCAUGCGUUAAUACCCAGGGCUCAUACAACUGCUCCUGCAAUCCUACCUAUAUUGGGAAUGGUGCUAUCUGUGAAGGUAAAUUUCUUAUUUUCAGGCUUCGUAACUUGAUAACGUACGUCUUGUUAAAUGUAUUUGUCUAUGACUCGCGAGGAUUUGGACUAAAUGAUACAUGUUACUCAUCAGAGAAUUUAGGAAACUUGCAUUAGUCUUUAAUUCUGUGGGAUUCUUUCGUUUUUAUUUUUGUUAAUAUUAGUAUUAUUAUACAAUAUUUUCGAUACACUUAGAAACUCAAGGCCUUAUCUCCUUUAUAAUGAACGUCUUUAACUUUCCUACUUUUUUUCUUGAGUAUUUUUAAUGUCCUUUUACGUGAUAUUUCUUCAUUUGUGUAUUAUUUCCAUCAUUGUGAUAAGAGCAGUUAAAUUUUCUUUCGUUAUGAUUAUUAUUAUUUAACUUCAAUUUGCAGCCGAUCCGUGCUACAAGUAUCAGAACCUGAGUGAGGCCGAUAGAAAAAUCAGUUACUUAACACCCUUCAAUCUAGAGUUAUGUGACAAGCUACUCACCGAGGGAUGGUAUCGUUUCGUGGGAGCUGCUGGAUCUCAAAUGCCAACAACGUAUGUGCCAGCAUAUAGAUGUGGUACAGCGUGGUCAGGGUGGUUGAAUGGUGCUCAUCCUACAGUGGGAGAUGGUAAAGUUAUCAGGAUGGUUUGCUUUAGUGACCGUAACACGGGUUGCAAACAUUCAAUCAUAAUUUCAGUUAAAAAUUGUGGAUCAUUCUACAUCUACAAUCUUGUUCAGCCCCCUCGUUGUAAUUCGCGCUACUGUGGCACGGACUAA